UCGAGCACCGAAGAGGUACAAUUCCUCUAUUAGCUAGCUGGGGAAGUUUUUUUUUCUUUUCUAAUCUUUCUCUAUCUAUCUCUAAAACUGAGGCUAAUUAAUAGCUUGAAGUUGACACGGGAAAGAGGGAGAGAGCCGUUUGCUGAUCUUUGCUGGGCGCUGGAGCAUUCAUUACAGAGUAUACUGUUAGUAGUUGACGUCUUUAUUGAGGUCUAGAUUACUACAUAAUUGCAGCAAUUAUCACAUCCACAUCUCUCUCUUCAAUCUGAAUCUUCCACUUAAAUUCUGCUACAGAAUGUUUAUUUCUUUACUGCUGAACAGUGGUUUCUUUUGAACAGAGUGCCUGCUGAUUCUGAAUCAGAAAGUUAGGUUACAUUUCCCUGUAUGGUGCUUGACGUUGUCGCUAUAACUAGCUCGAAGAACUACACAGUCUUGCAUCUUAUGCAAACUAUUUGAACAUGAAACUCGAUGGUAAACAGGUUCUGCCAUGGAAAUGUGGGCCAUAACUGUGACUCCAAACUUUUUGAAUACAAUAAAAAUAUUGCUUUGGACUCAACUGGAAUUAUGUCUGGAAAAAGGAUUGUGAAUGGAGAUCAGUAUAGGGACUUCAGUAAUAUGAAUUGCAAGGAAGGCAAUACAGAUCAGUUAAAAUAUGCAGUCGAUGAAGAUGGUCGAGCUGUCUCAAAACUUGAUUGUUCUAUGAGCGUGGAUGAUUCGACAAGUGAUAAUGAGAAAGAAUUCAGAAACUUAGUUCCACCAAUGCCAUUGAUUCAUUCUUCACUAAAAAUUGAAUCAUUUGAAAAGGAACCGGUUUUAUGUGCAGACAAAAGUGUUAUGGAAUCUGAACUGCCGGAUUUGGUAGUUUGCUACGAGGAGAAUACUUGCCAUGUUGUUAAGGACAUCUGUGUUGAUGAGGGGGUUGCCUUCCAGCACAGGUUCUUGUUCGACCCAGGUUCAGGUGAGGAUAAGUUGUGCAAAAUUCUCCCUGCUGAGGACAUAAAAAGUGAGAUAGCAAAAGAAAGGGUUGAUCUAGACUUGUGCAUUCCAGGCAUUCUGAAAUCAUUGACAGAAAAAGAAAAAUCAGCAGUUUGUUUGCCUAUUCCUGAUGUUCUAAUAUCUUCAGAAAAAAAGGGCUGUGAAAAUGAACAUUUUCAUGAUUGCGAUUCCAAGGAGUUGAUGCCUAUAGAUGAAGCAGAUGUUAAUUCAUCGAAGGAAAUUGCAAAUGUUACAUUCAAACAGAUUGUUUCACUUGGAGAAUUGCUUUCAAUGCCAGAAGUGGUAGCGGAUCUCUCACAACCCAAGUCUUCUAGUAACAAUGUCGAUGAAGCUGAACAACAGUCUACUCAGAGGCCAAGUGAGAACACAAUCAUAGAAAUGGCUUCUGACCGUGAAGAGUCUGAAAGUGGCCGUCCUGUUGUACAUUUGGCUGAAGAAUUAUGUUAUGGCCAUCACGAAGCUGUCUCUGGAACUCUUGCCCUGGAUUCUGCAACUAAAGAAUCAGAUCAUGAGCAUGUUGAAACCGUCUUAGCAGGUACUGAUCUGAAAUCUACAACUGAGGGAUUAAAAAAUGGCAGCAGAGACAGAAACAUGUUAAGCCAUUGUGGGGAUUUUGUGCCUGAAAAUUGUGGCUUUGAACAUGGAGAGACUUGCUCAUCCAGGCCGGAAGGGACAAACACUGAGCCAUUUUCAAGUCAACUUCAGUACGGUCAUGGGGAGACAAGUUUCUCAGGUGCAGGUCCUCUAUUAGGUCUGAUAAGUUAUUCAGGGCCAAUUGCAAAUUCUGGCAGUGUCUCUCUAAGAUCAGAUAGCAGCACCACUAGCACCUGCUCUUUCGCAUUCCCCAUAUUACAGUCUGAAUGGAAUAGCAGUCCUGUAAGAAUGCGGAAAGCUGACGGCAGACGUUUCCGGAAUCAUAAGAACUGGAGGCAGGGCCUUCUUUGCUGUAGAUUCUGAAUGCUUUUGUUCUGUCCGUAGGCUAAACUAACAAAAUGUAUACAUCGGCGGAAUUUAUCUGGUAGCUUUUUGACUGAGAGAAACGAAAAUCUUCAAAGCAUUUUUCA
Messenger RNA from Manihot esculenta (cassava), 2060 nucleotides. RefSeq lists its product as uncharacterized. Gene Ontology annotation, biological process: regulation of asymmetric cell division. The record is from RefSeq and is a predicted model, not a curated record. Lineage: Eukaryota; Viridiplantae; Streptophyta; Magnoliopsida; Malpighiales; Euphorbiaceae. The transcript is spliced from 6 exons. The coding region runs from base 469 to 1953 and encodes 494 amino acids.